Dioscorea cayenensis subsp. rotundata (Guinea yam) is the source of this 768-nucleotide messenger RNA. Its product is annotated as protein MIZU-KUSSEI 1-like. The transcript has a single exon. Gene Ontology annotation, biological process: hydrotropism. The coding region runs from base 1 to 768 and encodes 255 amino acids. Lineage: Eukaryota; Viridiplantae; Streptophyta; Magnoliopsida; Dioscoreales; Dioscoreaceae. The record is from RefSeq and is a predicted model, not a curated record.
AUGAAGGUGAUCGACAACCUCCGUCGAUUCAUCGCUUUCUGCCUCUGCACUGGAUCCCCGGACGACGUCGUCAGCACGUCUACAAGAAGCACCAUCAACGAACGUCCGAGCUCAUCUCUCCUAGAUAUCUUCAAAGACAGGGCCCAAGAACACAACACACAAUACCAAGAGGACCAAGAAGACCAAGAAGAAGAAGAAGAAGAAGAGGAAGAGGAAGAAGACAGUCUCAUUGACCCCUCUGCAGCGUGUCAUCAUCGCUCUCAAUCCCCUCGCCGUUCCCUCGUGGUUGGAACCCUCUACGGCCACCGACGUGGCCACGUCUCAUUCUGCGUCCAGAGUGACCCAGCCGUUCCUCCUCCCUUCCUCUACGAGAUCUCGGUGCCCACUGCCUUACUCGCUCGAGAGAUGAGCUCGGGGUUCGUCCGCAUGUCGUUGGAGUGCUCAUUUGCCUCACGUCGUUCGACUCGUUGUGGCGCAGGGCCGGUGUGGAAGGCGUACUGUAAUGGGCGUAAGGUUGGGUACGCGGUGAGGAGGAAACCGAGUGAGAAGGACUUGGUAGUUGUGCAGAGCUUGAGGUCCGUGUCGGCCGGUGCCGGUGUUAUGCUGGAGGACGUGAAAUCCGGGAAGGGGGAGGUCAUGUACGUGAGGGCUAGCUACGAGCGAGUUGUUGGCUCUCGUGACUCAGUGUCUUACCAUCUCAUCAACCCGGGUGGGAGCCCGUCUCAGGAACUCAGUGUCUUCUUGCUUCGUAAUAGGCACAGGUACUGA